Molecule: messenger RNA, 1478 nt
Organism: Pteropus alecto (black flying fox)
Lineage: Eukaryota; Metazoa; Chordata; Mammalia; Chiroptera; Pteropodidae
Gene: NGRN
Product: neugrin, neurite outgrowth associated
Exons: 3
Coding region: 142-1026 (294 amino acids)
Cellular component (GO): nucleus
Source: RefSeq, a predicted model, not a curated record
GCGAAGCCAUUCAAGGCCAGAUAUCCCCAACCUCUGACCGGAAGCGGAAGUAAUGCGCGAGCUGCUUGCUUCUCUCACUUCUGGUCCCGCCCUCCGGCUUCCGGCGUCGCUGCAUUUCAGGCCGAGGGCAGUUUUGUCAACAUGGCGGGUACUCUAGGCCUCUUACUGGGCGGGCGUGUCCGUGCUGCCGUCGCUCGCUGUGGGCUCGCGACCCGAGGGGUAGCAGGUCCAGGCACCAUCGGCCGCGAGCCGGACCCUGAUUCCGACUGGGAGCCGGAGGAGCGGGAGCUGCAGGAGGUGGAGAGCAUCCUGAAACGACAGAAAAAGGCCAUACGGUUCCAGAAAAUUAGGAGGCAAAUGGAGGCGCCAGGUGCCCCGCCCAGGACCCUGACUUGGGAAGCCAUGGAGCAGAUCCGGUAUUUACAUAAGGAAUUUGCAGAGUGCUGGUCAGUUCCAAGAUUGGCUGAAGGUUUUGAUGUCAGCACCGAUGUGAUUAGAAGGAUUUUAAAAAGCAAGUUUGUACCCACAUUGGAACAGAAACUGAAGCAGGAUCAAAAAGUCCUUAAGAAAGCUGAGCUUGCUCACCCGCUCCGGCAGCUUCCUGGCUCUCGGGAUACCUGGAAGUUACCUUCUGCAGGCCGCUCCCUUUCGGGCUCUUUGCUAAUGCCAGGGGGUGAAGCCUCAUCCCAAGGCCAGGGUCACAGCACAGCUUUGAAGGUAAUAGAACCGAAUACUCACAGUAUAAACACACCGAGGAGACAGAAGGGAAGGAAUAAAGGAAUCCAGAGCCUGGAGAAGGAGAGCCCUGUGCCUGUCUCUGCAGCCCUAGGUCCUCAGAGAGAAGUGCAGAAGUACACCAGUGAUUGUUGCGGCACCAGAAAAACUGACAUUGAUGGAUUGCCAAGUGAGAAGAAGCUGGAAGCGUUGAAGGCAGGAGAACCUGGUGACCAGAACUUUAGCAGCAAAGUAGUGCAGAAGGGACGAGAGUUCUUUGAUGACAAUGGGAACUUCCUUUACAGAAUUUGAACCGGAGCUGGGCGAGUAUAUUUGAACUGCCUGGAUUUCUGUGUACUGAUUAUCCACCCUGAAAUAGGAGGACAUGAUGAGUCUAUAAAGUGGGAGGAAAGAGCUACUUGGAUUGAAUCUGACAAAGGGCAAUGAAUUUCACAGGGCAGAUGUGAAUGGGGACGGCGAGAAUGACUGGCUGGGUAGAAUCCAGCUUCCUGGAGCACUGUUCCUCGUCUGAUGCACGUGGACCUUCAGUACUCACCCUUCUUGUUUAGGCUCUCUGUCAAAACCAGCCUGCGCUGCAUGUAUUAUUGGGAGUUUCUGUGAUACUUGCAAUAUAUGUUUGGGAAGAAAUGAAAGGUUUGCCUUUUGACCUCAUUUAUUUCUUGAUCAGUGAACACUAACAGUUCUGGAACUGCUUAGGCAAUAGGUUGUUUUCAUUAUGUGCAAAAUAAAGUGAAAUGUAGCAA